Macrosteles quadrilineatus (aster leafhopper) is the source of this 754-nucleotide messenger RNA. Its product is annotated as cyclic nucleotide-gated cation channel beta-3-like. The transcript has 2 exons. Lineage: Eukaryota; Metazoa; Arthropoda; Insecta; Hemiptera; Cicadellidae. Bases 223 to 642 code for a protein of 139 amino acids. The record is from RefSeq and is a predicted model, not a curated record.
GCGCUCUUGCAGGGAAAUUUCGUGCUGAUACUAGGCCAGUUGGCAGCACUGCUCGUGUUGGUAGCAGUGUAUAUGGAUUCAGUAGUGGUCGGGACGCCGGAGAGGCAUGAUGUGCUGGAGACCGCUCCGCCCUCAUGCGUGUUGUAGUGUGUGUGUCGACGGAACCUAUGGAGUCCUCCCCCUUGCUGAUAUAUAAAGGUUCGAGUAGCUCUGCUCGUAUUCAUGGUCCAUUACUCUCUCGGGAAAGUUGCCAAACCUGCUCCAACUACAGACGGUGGGGAUCGGGGAUUCUACAAGCCAUUAAAAAAGGCAGUUACCGAUGCCAGGGUAGGAGAAAAGUUAGCCAAAAUAAUUAAUCCACGUAAGGGCCAAACAACUGUUCACGGACUGCUUACUGCUGGAGCUACCUCUGGCGCAUUGCUAGUCCAUAGGAUGAGUCUCAAGGAAACAGGUGGGAAAUCGGUUUCUGAACUUAGGGAAUCGAUUGGGAAAGCAGAUUCAGACAUGAAGGACAUUGCGAAUGAAGAAAAGGACAAGGCAAAUGAAGAAAAGGGCAAUGCGAAUGAAGAAAAGAACAAGGCGAAUGAAGAAAAUGACAAGACGAAGGAAGAAAAGGACAAAAAUCAAAACAAAAACAUGUAGCGUAAUAUAGUAACGCUGUACUACUUUAUGUAUGAAAUAUUCUUCGAUUAGAUAAAUAUGUCAUCAUAACUUGUAUGUUAAAUUAUCUUGUUUCAGCCCUAGCCAUUUUGCU